Molecule: messenger RNA, 768 nt
Organism: Rhodotorula graminis WP1
Lineage: Eukaryota; Fungi; Basidiomycota; Microbotryomycetes; Sporidiobolales; Sporidiobolaceae
Exons: 6
Coding region: 4-585 (193 amino acids)
Biological process (GO): intracellular sterol transport
Molecular function (GO): sterol binding
Source: RefSeq, a predicted model, not a curated record
GCCAUGCUCUUCCGGUCCACUCUCGCACUCGCUGCCCUGUCCGCCACCGCACUCGCCGCACCCGCCCCGGCGCCCCUCGACUCGCAGGUCGUCCUGGGCCAGGCGGGGAAGGCCGCCCUCGAUUGGAGCGCAGGACACCUCUCGCGCCUCGGAGACGACGGCGAGGUUGGUGCCAUGACUCAGUGGGGGUGGUACGACUGCGGUGAGCCCGGCGACGCGCUCGAGAUCGAGAGCAUCAAGGUCUCGCCCGACCCGCCCAAGCCCGGCCACAAGCUCACCAUCGAGGCCAAGGGCAAGGUCAACAACCUCGUCGACGAGGGCACGUACGCCGACGUGACCGUCAAGCUGGGCCUCAUCAAGCUCCUCACCAAGCGCUUUGACGUCUGCGACGAGCUCGACAACGCCAACGCGACCCUCUCGUGCCCAAUCGAGCCGGGCUCGUACACUAUCACGCAGAGCGUCGACCUGCCCGCCGAGAUCCCGCGAGCCAAGUUCCAGGUCCAGGCGCGCGUUUUCACCCAGCAGGAGCUGCCGGCGGCCUGCAUGGACCUCUGGAUCAACUUCCUCGUCCCUGACAAGUCCUAGACGGCUCGAGUGGUCCUUCCCGCCUUCGAUCCCUCCUUCCUUGCCGCGCGUCGACCGACAUUCCUCCGCACUCUGGCUCCACCCUCAGUCUUCUUUUCUGUCCCUCCGUCGUAGUCGUCGCGCCCUGUCUACCCCUCUCGCCCGAGCCCUGUAAUCUGCACCGCGCUGUUUCCACUACCCUUC